AUGAGUAGUUAGGUUUUUGGGCAAGAGAGAGGGGAGAUUUUAUAGGGAAGCUUUCUUCGGUCCUUCCCCUCCUCCCGUCUCUUCGCUUCUACGUUUUUUUACACUUCUUUUUAAUUUUCCUCUCAAACCCCACUCUCUCUCUCCCCCUAUCUUUUCCCUCCUCUUUCCAGUACUGUUACUGGUACUACUGUAUUCUGGUUCCUAGGGUUUUCGAUCCUUUUGUGCCCGGCCGACCUCUAGGGUUUUCUAUUCACGUAUUCGCGUUCGAGUUGCCACAAUGAGUAAUAACAAGGAUCACUUCAACAUGGCUGAUCUCGGUGCUACUCUUCCUGGUGUCCCUGUUGCUCUUAGCGCCGAGGAUCGAGCAGGUCUUGUUAAUGCCCUCAAGAACAAGCUUCAGCAUUUGGCGGGACAGCACUCCGAUGUGCUCGAGUCUCUAUCAACAAAGGUCAGGAAGCGUGUCGAGGUCCUCAGAGAGCUCCAGGGUCAACAUGAUGAAUUGGAGGCAAAAUUCUUCGAGGAGAGAGCAGCGCUUGAAGCUAAAUAUCAGAAACUAUAUGAGCCACUUUACAACAAGCGAUAUGACAUUGUCAAUGGUGUGGUUGAAGUAGAAGGUGUUACAAAUGAAGCUGCAGCAGAUCAAGAAGAGGACAAAGGUGCAGAAGAGAAGGGAGUUCCUAAUUUCUGGCUCACUGCCAUGAAGACCAAUGAAAUUCUAGCAGAGGAGAUUUCAGAGCGUGAUGAAGGGGCACUCAAGUAUCUCAAAGACAUCAAGUGGUGUAGGAUUGAUAAUCCAAAGGGGUUCAAGCUGGAAUUCUUUUUUGAUACUAAUCCUUAUUUCAAAAACUCUGUUUUGACAAAAACUUAUCAUAUGAUUGAGGAGGAUGAGCCUAUCCUAGAGAAAGCAAUUGGCACGGAGAUUGAAUGGUAUCCAGGGAAAAGCUUGACUCAAAAGCUCUUGAAGAAGAAGCCAAAAAAGGGAUCAAAGAACGCAAAGCCUAUCACAAAGACUGAAAAGUGUGAAAGUUUCUUCAAUUUCUUUGAUCCACCACAAGUUCCUGAGAAUGAUGAUGAUAUAGAUGAAGAUACUGCUGAAGAACUUCAGAGUCAAAUGGAACAAGAUUAUGAUAUUGGAUCUACAAUUCGAGAUAAAAUUAUCCCACAUGCUGUUUCGUGGUUUACGGGAGAGGCUGUUCAGGGGGAUGAGUUUGAAGAUGACAUAGAAGGAGAUGAUGAGGAUGAGGAUGAAGAUGGUGAAGAAGAUGAAGACGAAGAUGAUGAUGAGGAUGAUGAAGAUGAUGACGAGGAUGACGAUGAUGAAGAUGAAGGGAAGGGCAGGAAGAAGGCGUCUGCUGGAUCCAAGAAAAGCGGAAGGGCCAAAACUGGGGAAGGGCAGCAGGGUGAACGGCCUCCAGAGUGUAAGCAGCAAUAGGUGUUUGAUUGCAGACAGACAAGAAGAGCACAUGUAAACCGUCUCUGGGUCGUUUAAACGAGUGAGAGUGGGGAAGGAAAGUUUUGGGGUGUUGAUUUUCUGUUUUUUUUUUUACAAUUAUUAUUUUUAGCGUCCUUUUUUUUUAAAGUAGGGUUGGGGAUGUGGUCGUGGUUAUAAUUUGUUUAUGCCUUGCGGGUUUCUUCUGGUUGCCCUGCUUUGUGGACUUUACAUGAACUAAUUUUAGUAGAUUUAUGUUUUGAUCAAGUGCUUUGACAUAAUAUCUUCCCCAAGCUUUCUUUCA
Molecule: messenger RNA, 1733 nt
Organism: Nelumbo nucifera (sacred lotus)
Lineage: Eukaryota; Viridiplantae; Streptophyta; Magnoliopsida; Proteales; Nelumbonaceae
Product: nucleosome assembly protein 1;2
Biological process (GO): nucleosome assembly
Cellular component (GO): nucleus
Source: RefSeq, a predicted model, not a curated record